AUGCGCUGGAAGAAGCUUAUUGUCCGCAACCUCCCGUUCGACGCGACCCGCGCCGAGGCCGUCGGUCUCUGCGGCCUCACGGAGGUCCAGGCGGCGUGCCCGGCCUUCUACCGCUUCGAGGCCGGCAAGCCGACCAAGAAUGGCAUGCCCGCGAUGCCCGCCCGCUUGUACCUGCAGUUUCGAAAGGACCCCGAUGAGCUGCUCAAGGUACUCGCAGCGCUCAAUGGCAAGGCCGUCGAAAGCAGCAGUGGCGUCGCGGCCGUGCUCGAGGCUGCGGUCGCGCCGAACCAAAAACUGCCCCGCGAGAAGCGGCGCCGCGACAACAAGGUCAACACGUACGAGCGCGACCCUGAGUUUGUCGUCUUUCUCGAGGAGCUCGAGAACCCGACGGUGCCGGAGCCGAUGGUUGGCGACGGCGACGACGCUGAGGCCAAGCCUGUGCCCGCCCUCGUCAAGUUUCUGAACGAGCGCCGCAGCAAAGCCAAGGUACUCAUUCCUCAUGACGCACAAGACAUCCAUCCUCAUACGUGGGGUGUCUCAUAG
Molecule: messenger RNA, 543 nt
Organism: Saprolegnia parasitica CBS 223.65
Lineage: Eukaryota; Oomycota; Saprolegniomycetes; Saprolegniales; Saprolegniaceae
Exons: 2
Coding region: 1-543 (180 amino acids)
Biological process (GO): nuclear-transcribed mRNA catabolic process, nonsense-mediated decay; positive regulation of translation
Cellular component (GO): cytoplasm; nucleolus
Molecular function (GO): mRNA binding
Source: RefSeq, a predicted model, not a curated record